Messenger RNA from Anoplopoma fimbria (sablefish), 1190 nucleotides. RefSeq lists its product as uncharacterized. The transcript has 6 exons. NCBI's taxonomy places the organism in Eukaryota, Metazoa, Chordata, Actinopteri, Perciformes, Anoplopomatidae. The coding region runs from base 132 to 779 and encodes 215 amino acids. The record is from RefSeq and is a predicted model, not a curated record.
UCUGGUUUGAGACGUUUGAGACGGAUAUUUCAGAGACAUUAUCAACAAAUAUACCAGUUUAUUCCGAAAGUAAACCACUAAUAAAGGUUUUAAAUAUACCGUGCGAGGCUGUGAACUGCUGAAUCUCCACCAUGUCUUGGAAUAACAUUCCAGGUUUUAGUUUUCUAAGAUACAUGAUCCUGGGAAAGAAGACUGUGUCUUUGAGGAAAUUCUUUGUCCACUUGGCGGGAAACACUAACGGGGCUCAUCAAGAAUUUGUUGCCAAACUCAAAUACAUUGGCAAAAGUCAGGUUUACUCUCAUGGAAAAAGUGACUUCAUCGUGAUUUUCUGUCCCGUCGUUUCACGAGUUGGAACAGAUGUCGGUGAGGCCCUGAACAACAUUCAAGAUGGUAAACCAGUGAUUCUGGUGGUGAUGCAUCACACCUUCAAUCCUGAACAAGUUGUGGCUGAAAGCAGGAGACAGGUGGCCAACCCGAACGUCUUACUCACUGUGGAUUGUCUGUUCCAUGAGCCCAGCCUCCUGAACUGUAACCUCAAUGAUGACGCUUGGUUGAAGGUCGAGGCAUUGGUUGGAUCCAGUUCAUUGGUUCCUACCUGGAUAAGAAAACUCUCGACCAAAAGAUGGUUGCUGUUGAUAGGUUUAUGUGUGUCUGUGCCUGUGUGGUGGUUGUGGCCUUGGUGUCAGUCGUUGUUGAUGGAGUGGACAAGAAGUGAACCUGAGAGGGCUACUGCCAAAACGCUGGACAGGAUUUUUCCUUCUGUAAAGAGUCAACAUUAGAAAAAUAACAUUGAAAUUCACAUCCUACUUAUAACAAAAAACUGCCAAUAGUGGAAAAGUAUCUUAAGUUUUUCCUAAAACAGUAUUGACAUGCUCAGAUGAACAUUGAAAGGGUUUUUGGGGGCUGUAAUUGUUCCUCUUGUCCAAACUGGCCUAAAAGAAAUCCUUCCUCAAAGGGUUUUAAUGUAAGUGAUGGAGGACAAAACUGUUUCAUGAGAGUUUAAAACGUGGUUAAGACCAAAGUUUCUUCACAACACCAAUAGUUGUGUGGCAUGUUCAUGUUUAAAUGUGUGUGUAGUAGACAAAACAUCCCUGUAAAAUAAUGAUUGCUUCUGCUUCAUGCGAUGUAACAUAUGAAGAUUAUAUGUUGUUCCUUCAUAAAAGAUAAAUAAAAAUGAUCCAUCAAAGUGA